AUGCUGGUCAGAACUCAAACGCUAACUCUUCCCCCUUCUCUCGUUCUGCUGCUUCUGGCUGCCAUCCCGCGUCAGUGUCGUAUGCUCACAUCUGUCAAAUUCUCUCGUUCCCAUUUCUCCUGCCUCCCUGCCGCCCUGAUAAUAGUGCUUGAAGCCAUCAAGGAUCAUUUGCAUCCCAUCUGCACCUCUCAUGGUGUCAGCGUGAUUGACAACGCAACCAAUACCAAGACGUGCCUGUGCGACAGCAGCUACGCGGGUGACUCUUGCGACGAGUUCGUGGGCGUGGGCAUACUGCGCUGUGCGCUGGCGGGUGAUGUGCCCCUGCUUCUCACCGUGCUUGAAGGCGUGACGACGCUCCGUGGCGACCUUGUCAUGUCGGAUGGCUGCGUGACGGCUGAUGCCAUCACCGCCGUGGGCAAGCUCACCAAGAUCGAUGGCAACGCUUUCAUCUAUGACCCGACCACACCGACCCAGCUUGCCACGGACUGGCCUGAAAAUCAUUGGGAAACUGUGACCGGCUGCAUCGCCCUGGCCAAUCUGCCCGAAGCCGGCCUUGUUGGACGCACGCUCUUCCCUGAUCUCACUGAGCUUGGUGCUUGUUCACUCGACGAGGUGGAGAGCAAACUGCCCUCGGCUUACUGGGACACGUUUGUCAACCGAACGAUCCCGCCCCAAAUCUCGAUGAUGCUCAACCACAUUGGAGCGGACCACGAGGCCUGUGUCAGCGGCUGUGACAACAUUUCCCUUGCUUCUAAGCUGCGCACGAUGCCCGGUGCCCUACUGCUAGAUGACCUGCCCGCCCGAGACCUCAACGAAGGUCUCCUGGAACACGUGGGCGGCUUGCACGUCCGUAACUGCCCCCAUGUUGAAAUCUUGGGCACGUCCCAUCUGGCGACCAUUGGCGAGCACGGCCUGCUCCUUCGUGAAACCGGCCUGAAGAACCUUGACGACCUGGCAGGGGUUCAAGUUGUUCGACUUGGCUUUGUGGAUAUCACAAGCAACGACCACCUGGAGAAUGUGCUGGGCUUCAACCCGACUGUUGUCGAGCGCAGCGGCACGGUCAGCACCUCUGUUGAAUUUCAGCUCGUAUGCCAGAACGGCUAUCAUUCAGGCUUUCCCGAGACCGAGUGUACUUGCGCCUCGCCCGAGUACUCGGGCAAGCUGUGCGACACCAUCACCGGUGACUUUUUCUGCAUGGACUUUGCCCAAGCCGAGACCCUCAACCAGACCCUAGCCAACGUGCGCCACGUGAUUGGUAACAUUCAUCUGACUGACACGUGCAUGGAGAUGUCGUUCCUCAACUUCCCCUACCUCACGAGCAUUGAAGGCAGCCUCAUUGUCAACUCCUUUGGCAUGCCCAUUGUCGAGCCAGGCUUUCCGAGUUUGAAGUCUGUCUCGACCGUGCACAUCGAGUCUGUACCCGCAACCAGCAUCGAUUGGCUGCCCGAGCUCGAGACGGUGGGCUCGCUGAGCAUCCAGAACAACGACCAGCUUACCAACCUGUCGGGACUCGCCACGCUGACCACCAUCGACGAGGCACUCGAGAUCUUUGCGUGCCCUGCGAUGACCUCGUUUACCGGUCUCGAGAAUGUGGCGCGCAUUGGUUCGCUCUCCAUCAUCUCCUCAAACCUUUUGACCAACUUUUCAGCCCUCAACGGUGCCGAGCCGGUGCUUCUGCUCGGUCAGAACUCUGCACCAGCUCUGAGCAUUGAUGCGUGCGCAGAUUGCGAAGCUCUUUGGUCGCACUUGGUGGAGACGGUCGAGAUUGCUGACGGCGCCAGUGUCAGCGUGCCGUGGUCUACCUGUGGCGGCUUUGGCACGGUGCCGGCUGGUAGCCUGUCUUGCGCCUGUAACCCAGGCUACACAGACUACAUGUGCACCGGCUACAACGGCGAUGACUUGAUCUGCAACGUGUCGACCGCCAGUGACAUCAAGGCAAUGCUUGCUGGCGUCACCCACCUCUACAGCCCUCUAGUCCUUCUCCUUUAUUGUGGCGCUGGCUCCAGCUAUGGACUUUUGGACACGGUGACAUACGCAGCCGCUCUCUACUUUGAAGAUGCCAUCGAUUAUCAGGGCCAGAUCCCGGCGGGACUGGGCUAUGUGAGCAUCUUUGAGACGCAAUUAUCUGACAUGUCGCUCUUUGGCGCAGUCACGCACAUUGACAGCCUGGAGAUUAACAGCAACGAAUACAUGACCACUUUGGAUGGCCUCGAGAGCCUGGAGACAGCGGGCCAGCUCGUGGUUUACAACAAUCCCACGCUGACCAACGUGGAUGCGCUCGGCAGCCUCCUCAGCGUCACCGGCGACCUCAUCAUCGUCAACAACGAUGUGGACGUCAACGCCAUCGCCUUUGACGUCAACGCCAUCUCCACCAACACCACCCUAGUGCACCAGAAGAGCACGCGCAUCACACUAUAUGGAACAUCGCUGCUUCGAUACCGAGAAGAUGAUGGCUGCUUUCAUUGCCCCGUGGGAGGAUGCCACUAUCGCCAUGGACUCUCAGCCAACCUAAAAUCACACCUCCAGCAUCUGCAUGAGAAACAGACGACACCCAGAGCAGCAAUACCGGCGGCUGUGACUUGCGACCGGCUGCCUGCUCGCCAAAAACCUACUCGGACGCGCAUGAAAAAACGUGUGGUCAAGCUUGAUCAACAGCACGGCAUAGCCGCGGCUCGAAUCUUCAUGUGCGAGAUUGGUUGCCUUGUAUCCCCUGUUUUUGAAUCUCCAGUGUGCACGCAGUGCGGCCAUGUCCUGAGAGGCAGGGCGACGCACCAUCUGUUCAAAAAACACCAUGUUCGGUGCAGCCAGGAAGACAUUGAUGCAGCUAUGGCACUCCUGCGCCCACUGCAGCCCGAAGAGCCGCUGCUUGACCUCGGAGUUGAAUCUGGGCCCCAUAAGCCUAUUGAAGGCAUUCCCGUUCUGGACGGCGUGGGUUGCCCCUUGUGUCAGGCUUGCUUCACCACAAAAGGCAGUCUGUGGCAUCACAUCGUAGCCGAGCAUCCCGACGAAUCAGAGGCCAAGCAGCCGCCUCGACGCGUCAAGCUGCAAAAGCCGUUGCGCGGUGCCGGAGCCCGCUGUAUCGAGGUCAUUGUCGAAGAUGGCCACGAUGCCUCGGCAGCCGACGUCAGCGAAAACGAGGAAGAGCUGGAGGAGCAGCAGCGGUUCAAGCAGCUGAUCUCCAGCACCCAGGCCAUGGCGUCAGAGGCCGAGGAGAAGCGCUGCCCGCACGGCGUUCACCAGAUGCACCCGUUCUACGAUCGUGUGGGCAUGACGCUGAUCCUGAGCGAGCUGACCCCAGAGCAAAUUCUCAAGCUGGGCCACGACACCCCACCCGCACCACUCGUGUCAGGCAUGCACGAGCUCUUGUGGGAGGCCCACGAACAAUUGUCCCAGCACGGCCUGGCGGCUGCUUCCGUGGCGUCCUUGUUCGAAGAUGAAGAGUUGCAAGUUGAGCCACAAACUUUACCCCAAGUAUCUCCUGGCACGAUGAGCAGAUACCUAAACAUUGGAGCGCGGCUGGUGCAUUUUAUACUGCUACUGGACGCACUGCCAGCCCCCGAGCCAUCCAGCUUUUUGAGCCAGGUGCUCGCCAGCCGUGGGGAGGCCAUAACUACAGCUGCUUUGGCCGUGCAAGACGCGCUGGAUGCGGGACUGAGCGGGGAGGAUCUUGUCGAGCCCUUGGCGGCUCUGUGGCUGGCACUGGUGAAUGCAGAGCUACAUCUGUUUGACAACGACAAGGUGCACUUUGUCAACGUGUUUUUGUUGUGCACGGCCGUGUCCAAGGGAAACGGUGUCUUGCAAGACAUCCGGCGCUGGACCACAACGCAGGCCGGUUUGAUUUAUAUUUUCAAGCUGUUUUUGCUCCGGUUUGGCAAGGCACAGCGAUGGGCCACUGCGGGUAAACUCAGAGCUUUCCUACAGCCCGGACGGCUGGUGCAUUUUUUGAGCCAGCGCAUGGCGGCGGCUUGCUCUGCCAGCACGGCCGAGGGGCAGGUUGGCGUGGAUAUUGAGGUGCAAACGGACGGGGACAUGACGGACGAGGCGCUGCACACUAUCGUUUGUCAGGGUACUGAACUCAACGUGAAAGAGAUUGGGACCGCUCUGGCACAGAUGCGCAACGAUAUGAAGGAGGUCUUGGACACCCAUCUCUUGCUGGGAUCUGGUCUGCGAGAGCAACACAUUGGCGAGUAUGCUCGGCUAUGGUCAAAGGAGGAUCGGACCAACAUGGUCAAGAAUUGGUGGGUGGGCCGUGGCAGCCCAGCUGAGCGGGCCCUAUUUGAUCACAUUGGCCAGAAUCCGAGCUUGCGGCAAGAGUUUAUCUGCCCAGAGCUGGGGCCAGAAGAAGCUGAUGAAGAGCUGACCUUUCGAGAAGACCGCGUGCGGGAAUGGCUUCUGUUUGUGGGCAAGUUUAACCAGCUGGCGCUCACCUACACCCACAUGGCUGGAGAUGAGCAGCACGCCUUUCGGUACAUGGACGAGGAAGUCAGCAAGCUGAUUUUCAUGUAUUUGCUCUUGUGCAAGCCUCUGGAGCAAAUGCUGACGAGUUGGCUGGAAAAGCGGGGCACUCUUCAAAUCCCUCACAAUGGUGGGCGUGGAACCUACGACGAUGAUCAGGAAGAGGAGGAUCUGUUGGAGGACGAGCAGGAUGAAGACCACAUGAGCCUCGACGAUGGCAUGACCUUGCGACGCGAGGUACAGGACGCUCAACGCCACUACAACAACAGCCACUUGCUCUUCAACAUUGCGCCUCUGCAGACCAUGCUCAGCCCUGCCUCCAUCUACGCUGCCUUUCGUCGACAAAUGACCACCUACCUGCAUCACCCAACGCUGGGAGUGGCCAAUGCGCAAAGGUGGCUGGGCCCAUCGACGCCGGUAGCAGCUGGCCUCAAUGUGCUUAUCAUCACGGCUGACAAGUUUGUUUGCGCAGGGUCUGACGCCCUGCACGCACGAGCUUGCUUCCAAGGCAUCAGAACCGUGGUUCUGGACGAGGCGCACACGCUCAUCUCUGAUGCCAGCCACCGAAACAUGAUGGCUCAAGUCGGGGCCUGCGUGGCCUCUGGCGGAUGGACCAACAUCAAGCGCGUGGCCUUGACUGAUACUUUAUGCAUGUGCGACCAAGAGCGGCUUUUUCGACAACUGGGCCAGCAAGCAGGGGGCAAACUGUACCGCCUGGAAACGAUGCGUCACAAUGUGGAGCUGCGUGUGCAUCACGGCGACCAGCGGGCCUUCUUGUCGCACGUGCAAGGUCUUGUAGACAGGCAGCGGAUGACGCGUCAGGAGAAUGAGGAGCGUGUGCACAUGAUGGUCUUUUGCGACAUGGUGACCGAGGUGAAGCUGUUGUGUGAUCAGCUGCACGCACGCGGCUAUGCAGCCUUGCCCUACUAUGCAGGCUUGGAAGAGAUGGCGCAGAAGGACCAUCUGGCACGGUGGCAACAAAGUGAAUGCGACGUCAUUGUGGCCACCAGCUGUUUGAGCACGGACGUGGACCUGUUUACCGUCCGUCACGUGCUGUGGUAUGGCAGUGGCCAUGACGUCUAUACCCUGGUAAAGGCUCUCUGUGACGUGUGCACGCAAAUGGCGCAGGAAGUGCAGCCAAGCAUCGCCGCACACAGUGAACAUGUCACUCGAUCGGGCGAGACUGCACUGGAACCAGUGAUGGCUGAUGCAUCGCCACGGCCAAGUGCUGAACGACUUGAUGCAGAUAUCGCAGAGCCUAUGCCUGUGUCAGAUUCACCCACGGUGUCAGAUUCCGAGCUUCAGGCACAACGACUGGAAGAAGCUCGGGCGCAGCCAGUGCAGAACAGUGACAAUCGUCAACCUCCAGCAUCCGGCGUGACGACAGCCUCUGAAGCAGGCUCGGCCAUGGCUGAUUUUUUGCCAAGGCCACGUGCUGGACGACUUGACGAAGAGGCCGCGGAACCCAUCAUGUCUCUGCCAGCAACACCGACGGCAUCUGACUUUGAGCUUGAGUUUGAUUCCCUGACAGAACUUCAAGAAGAUGAUGCACCAUGCUCUUCCAUGCCAGAUCUGCGGGCCAAAACCACUUCAGAGAGUGGAAGUGUGCCUCGGCCCGCAACAGAAGCUGCAGCUUCAAACGAGGCUACGCAGACUUCCACAGCUUUAUUGCCUCGUCUUGGAGCACCGUUGCCAUCUCUACCGGUACCUUCGGCCUUGCCGAUACGUUUGCCCGUCCCAUCUGCUCCCGAUGCCUUGUCACCACGGCCCAGGGCAAACGUUCCCUCGGCAGCGCUGCGGCUUACGCGUGCCCGCGCUCUGGCGGAACGAAUAGCUUCCCAAGCCUCAUCCAUGGAGAGCUCCUCUGACGGUGACGGCCCUCUUGAUAUAGACCCUGCCGCAGAGGCCGAGCCCACGCAGCACCCUUGCUCUUUGCUGGGCAAGCAAAGGUCUGGACUUUCUGGCGCACACUCUACGCGCCCUUCUGCCAAACGUGUGGCAUCUGAUACAUUGCCCCCGGCUGCUUUAUCAUCGCAAGGAUGUGAAGCGGCGCCGAUGCCACGCCUGAGAUCAAACAAGCGAGCCAAGACGACGCGCUCGCGCCUGAUCCACAAGGCGGCGGCUGACAAGUUUCUGGAUGCGCUGAGGUUGAUGCAUGCCUAUUGCAUGCCAUGUACCAUUCGCCAGUCUCAAGCCGUCUGGAAACCUCAACAUAUCUGUCCCGAAUCAGACGACACAUGCACCCGGUGCCAUCUCGCGGGGCACAGUGCCGAUGAGUGCAACAUCGAUUUUGAAUCUGCCACACGAGAAUGUUGCGCCAGAUGUGGCAUGCCAUCUAGGAUUGGCGGCCACCCCUUGAAGCAUUUGCCGAGCUGUGCAAUCGAUAAAGGCCUCGGACGAGUCUUGAGCUCCAUCAUCCUCCUUGCCGACUGUCAUCCGCGGCUGCGCCAACUGGCCAAGCGGAUGGGAUACAAUCUUCGGCCCGGCACGCUGCAGACGCGACAUUUUCGCGAAAGAUUUAUUGCAUGGCUGUACUCGGAAGACCAGCAUCUGCCGGCAGGCCAUUGGCACCUUGUGGAGUUUGUGAUUGAAAGCGUUGAGAUUUUGAUCGGGGCAGCCGCGAGGGCUGUGAUAUAA
Molecule: messenger RNA, 7092 nt
Organism: Monosiga brevicollis MX1
Lineage: Eukaryota; Choanoflagellata; Craspedida; Salpingoecidae
Exons: 6
Coding region: 1-7092 (2363 amino acids)
Source: RefSeq, a predicted model, not a curated record